AUAUGAAACAGACCCUUCGCAAUUUUCUCCCCGCGCCGUAAGCAUAUACGUCAUUUGUCGCUGUGGGCAUACCCCAAUGUUAUGCAGUUAUAUCCUUCUUCCUACAACCAUAAGUAGUCGAGAGCAAACUUCUGCAAGUGUCCAAGCAGCUUCUCCUUCACUCAUUUGACGCUCUUCAACCAGCAUCCGAUUGACAUGGGAUCGAAACCGAUCCCGGUUUGCCAUGUGGUGGCCUUGCCUUAUCCAGGCCGAGGUCACAUCAACCCCAUGAUGAACCUUUGCAAGCUCCUGGUCUCCAAGAAGCCCGACAUCCUCAUCACCUUCGUCGUCACGGAGGAGUGGCUCAGCUUCAUCGGCUCCGAACCGAAGCCGGCUAAUGUGCGCCUCACCACCAUCCCCAAUGUCAUACCGUCAGCGCUCCAUCGAGCCAAGAACUUCCCUGCCUUCGUGGAAGCCGUCUUCAAGAAGCUGAAAGCUCCAGUGGAGCAGCUGCUGGACAGGCUGGAGCUGCCGGUGGCGGCUAUCAUAGCAGACACGUACAUGCUAUGGGCGGUUAGGGUUGGCAAGCAGAGGAAUAUCCCGGUGGCCACGCUUUGGACGAUGUCAGCGUCGAUGUUCUUGGUGUUACAUCAUUUCGAGAUGCUUCAGCAGAAGGGCCAUUUUCCGGUUGACUUGUCAGAGAGGGGAGAAGAAGAAGUGGACUACAUUCCAGGAGUCGCCAGGACCCGCCUCGCGGAUCUACCCACGUUCUUGUUCGGAAACGAUAGCCAGUUAGUGGGCGGAGUCCUGGAGUGCAUCGCCUGGGCGUCCAAGGCCGACUACUUCCUCUCCACCUCCUUCUCCGAGCUCGAACCUCGGGCCUUGGACGCCAUCCGGUCUCAGCUCUCCGCGCCCGCCUACUGCAUCGGCCCUGCCAUCCCCUUCCUCGACAGCGACGGGGCCGGCGACGCUGCUUAUCUCCGGUGGCUCGACGCUCAGCCCAUAGGGUCGGUCCUGUACGUCUCUCUCGGGAGCUUCCUCUCGGUUUCUGAGGCUCAGAUGGAGGAGACGGUGGCCGGGGUGCGGGACAGCGGCGUGCGGUUCCUGUGGGUGGCGCGCGAGGAGACGUUGCCGGUCGGGAGCGCAGGGGAGGAGGGCGCGGGCCUGGUGGUGCCCUGGUGCGAGCAGCUGAAGGUGCUGUGCCACCCUUCGGUGGGCGGGUUCUGGACCCACUGCGGGUGGAAUUCCACGCUGGAAACCAUCUACGCGGGGGUCCCCAUGCUGACGUGUCCCUUAUUGGCGGACCAAUUCCCCAACAGCAAGCAGAUCGCGGAGGACUGGAGGAUUGGGUUGAGGGUUAAGAAGGAAGGCAGCGGCGGCGGCGGCGGCGGCGGUGAUGAGAAUUUGGUCACCCGGCAAGAGAUUGCACGGCUCGUGAGGAAGCUGAUGGAUGCGGAAAGCGGCGAGGGGAGAGAGAUGAGGAAGAGAGCAAGAGAGCUAAGGGAGGCAUGUAGACGGGCCGCCGCGAGAGGCGGGUCGUCGGAUCGGAAUCUGGAUGCCUUCAUCGGUGAUAUUUCGAGGGCCGAAUGAAUCCAUUUGAGUAAUUGGUGCGGUGGGGCUAAGUCUGCUUUGUAUUUGCAAGGAACUAUUUCAUUUUGUUGAAGAGAAAAGUUUAAAUAAAAGGUAUCGUAAUGUUCGUUGGAUUUA
Messenger RNA from Eucalyptus grandis, 1686 nucleotides. RefSeq names its product UDP-glycosyltransferase 87A1. The transcript has 2 exons. Gene Ontology annotation, molecular function: UDP-glycosyltransferase activity. Bases 196 to 1569 code for a protein of 457 amino acids. NCBI's taxonomy places the organism in Eukaryota, Viridiplantae, Streptophyta, Magnoliopsida, Myrtales, Myrtaceae. The record is from RefSeq and is a predicted model, not a curated record.